AUGCCCGAAGAGAAGACUGGACAAAUUCAGAAAAUUCCUGUUGGCGAUGGAACGGACCCUGGCCAAGUCGUGGGGGAUCUGACUGCUAGUAUACAGAGUUUCUUCAUAUCUUCUCAGUUUUCGGACCUUGUUGUCAAAACCGAAGAGCAAGAAUUCAAGUUGCAUAGGUUAAUUGUCUGUGGGCAGUCUGAAUAUUUUGCGCGAUUGUACCAGGGCAACUGGGCAGAAACGGCCGACAAUACGAUCCAGUUGAAUGACGAUGAUCCUCGUGCUAUCGAGGCAAUGAUCCACUUUAUGUAUGGCAUUGACUAUGAUAGCAGCGGUAACGAGCUCGGCCGUAUUUCUCCUAUGAUCUUCAAUGUCAGGUUAUAUCAGGUCGCGGACAAAUAUUUCGUACCCCGGCUCAAGCAAAGGGCCAAAGAGAAGUUUGGACAAAUCGCAAGAACCUGUUGGGAAAUGGAUGAUUUCCCUGUUGCUAUUGCUGAGGCAUAUCAUUUGAAAGGUUUUGUUCUGUUCUCGAGGAAACUGUCGGCUUUGCUGCCGAUCUCGUCAUAUCUCUGUCUGGAGAAAGAGGGUCGACGAAAGAUCACCACAAAUAUUACUGUUCUGGAUGUUCUCGUAAAUGGUCCUGGUGCAACUCUGAGGUAG
This is a messenger RNA of Penicillium expansum, 648 nucleotides long. RefSeq names its product BTB/POZ domain-containing protein. The transcript has 4 exons. The record is from RefSeq and is a predicted model, not a curated record. Gene Ontology annotation, molecular function: protein binding. Bases 1 to 648 code for a protein of 215 amino acids. Lineage: Eukaryota; Fungi; Ascomycota; Eurotiomycetes; Eurotiales; Aspergillaceae.